Messenger RNA from Aspergillus sclerotioniger CBS 115572, 1752 nucleotides. RefSeq names its product phosphatidate cytidylyltransferase. Gene Ontology annotation, cellular component: mitochondrion. Bases 214 to 1752 code for a protein of 512 amino acids. Lineage: Eukaryota; Fungi; Ascomycota; Eurotiomycetes; Eurotiales; Aspergillaceae. Gene Ontology annotation, biological process: cardiolipin biosynthetic process; CDP-diacylglycerol biosynthetic process. The record is from RefSeq and is a predicted model, not a curated record. The transcript is spliced from 2 exons. Gene Ontology annotation, molecular function: phosphatidate cytidylyltransferase activity.
CCCGUCCUCCAUUGUCGAGCUAUUAUUGUUGUUGCCCGUCGAGUGGAACUCCAUCCAUCCCCCGUCCUCCUUACACCUGUGUCUAUCUCCACCUCCCAUUCCAUCUUUAUCCACUUGGAACUAUGGUUUGAAGUUUCAGAUGCUUCUUGAACUGGUCAAAAAUUACAGCCCUCGCUGUGCUUAACUCUCUUUUGCCUCGGUGGAAUUGCGACAAUGCGCCAAGCUACUACCUUCCUUUUGAACCCUAACUCAGGUUACGUGCGCCUGCGUUCGAUUUCUCCGUGUCUUCCACGGCAUGCGCGAAUUCCGGCUUCUUUUCGCUCAUUUUCGGUCGAUUCCAAUGGCUUCCCCUCAUACCCGAACCGAGCAUCUUCUCACGCGGCCAUAAGCUCCCAAUCGAACUCCACUGACCGCGGACUUCUGCUGCCCUCGUCUUCCGCGUCCUUUUCUACCUCAUCACAGCGGUCGGACCCUAGCGACUGGGAUGCGAACCCGGAUCUCUCGAUCUCCGCGUUUUCGGAGUUACCUUCUAAGGACUUUGGUGUCAACCAGCAUAUGAUAAUCAACCAGGAAUUUAAGGAAGCCUUGCGUCAGAUCCUUUGGCAGUUUCGGGCCCCGAUUCGGUAUGCGUUCGCUUAUGGAUCUGGUGUCUUCCAGCAGACAGGCAGUGCGCCUGGCUCCAACCAAUGCCAUCCGUCGGCCCCAGCAGCAAUCAAGAACAUGCAACAAGGUCAAGGCAAAAUGAUUGACUUCAUCUUUGGUGUGUCAUACUCCCAACAUUGGCACUCUUUAAACCUGGGUCAACAUCGUGACCAUUACUCUGGGCUGGGCUCAAUGGGUUCUUACAUGGUAUCCCAAGUACAGGAUAAAAUUGGCGCGGGCGUAUAUUUCAACCCCUACAUCACUGUUAAUGGUACACUGAUCAAGUAUGGGGUCGUGAAUCUUGACACAUUAUGCCGGGAUCUCAGUCAAUGGGAUACCUUGUAUCUUGCUGGACGGUUGCAAAAGCCGGUCAAGAUCUUGCGUGACCACCCGAAGGUGCGGCUGGCGAAUCAGAUCAACUUAUUAUCCGCUGUCCGGGUGGCUCUAUUACUUCUGCCAGCUGAAUUCACCGAGUUCCAGCUGUACAGUACCAUUGCGAGUAUGAGCUACAUGGGUGACCUUCGCAUGGCCCUGCCGGCAGAAGACCCUCGCAAGGUAAACAACAUUGUCUCUUCGCAAAUGGCGAACUUCCGACGACUGUAUGCACCUCUCAUUGAAAAUCUUCCCAAUGUUACAUUCAACGACAGGCGUUGCACUGAGGGCGAUUGGAUCGAUGACCCCGAUGCAAAUGUGCGCCUCACCCAGGAUAUGGAUCCGGUGAAACGGGGUAAUAUGGUCCGCCGUCUCCCCGAAUCUUUCCGCGAAAAGCUGUACUUCCAGUACCAAACGCGCUAUCAGAUCCCACGAGCGGAGUUUAACCAAAUGAUGAAAGAGAACAAUGACUCCGAGUCCGACUUAGUGCGUCGGAGGCAGGGCGGGCCAUUUGAACAGCGCAUUGCUGAUGACAAGAACCUCACGACAGAAGUGCAGGCUACAAUCUCCAAGACCAUCCGCUGGCCCAGCACCGUUCAAUCGGCCAAGGGACUACUUACGUCGGGAAUAGGCCGAACCUGGCGCUACUUGCGCGAGAAGCAGGAUAAAUAUAAGAAGUCAGGCAAAAAGGCCAGUACUUCCUCCGACACACCGGACAAGGGAUCCAAGCAAGAAUAG